Molecule: messenger RNA, 333 nt
Organism: Pipistrellus nathusii (Nathusius's pipistrelle)
Lineage: Eukaryota; Metazoa; Chordata; Mammalia; Chiroptera; Vespertilionidae
Source: the annotation of a GenBank genome assembly
AUGAUUGAAAUUUCUCUUGAGAGCCGAAAACCAACUUGGGCGCAUGGGCCACAAAGUUCCAAUCGCACUGUACGUGCGCGCCCGCACGUGGUGUUUUGUGGAAGAGCCACACUCAAGGGGCCAAAGGGCCGCAUGCAGCUGGAGCUGCAGUUUGCCGACCACUGUUCUAUGCUAAGCAGAAAGGCUGCCCUGCUCAUCAAGGAGAGCUCAGUGCACCUGUGGAGUGGAAGGAGCCCUGGCCCGGAAGGCAGAGGACAUGGUUUGGUUCCCAGCUCUACCGGUUACAACUCCAUCCUCUGGAUCCUGCCAGCCUGCCUGCCUGGGCUGCUGUGA